AUGGACGUCACCAACAUCCUGCCGCGAUUGGAGCGCCUCGAUGGCGAAAUCGACAAUCUCGAAGAGAUUCUUAAGCCGAUACUUGCGAGCGUGCCUAAUGUAUCGUCCAAGCUGCCCUUGCUCGACAAGGCUAAGCUAUACGUGCUAGUGACAUAUGCCUUGGAGUCGAUGUUGUUCUCCGUGCUGCGACUCAAUGGCGUUAACGCAAAGGAGUAUCCAAUCUUCAAGGAGUUGACGCGAGUGCGCCAGUACUUCGACAAGAUCAAGAACAUCGAAAACCCUCCGCCCAAGCCCGAGAAUUCCCUAAAUAAGGAGGCCGCAAUCCGAUUCAUCAGAUCUGACCUUGCCGACAAUAAGGAGGUCAACACCAAGCUCACCGAGAUGAUCGCCAAGGAGAAAGCUAAGUCUGCCUUUAUGGCAUCGCAGGCUGGAGCCAAGCGCAGGGCUGACGAGUCGGAUUCUUCGAGCGACUCUGACGAGGAUUCUGCUGAGAAGACCAGUCCUCCUCCAGCGAAGAAGUCAAAGAGCAAGGAAUUGAAGAAGGGAAAAAAGCCCAAAAGAGAGAAUAAAGAAAGAAAACAGGCAAAAAAGACCAUGAAGGACUCCAAAUGA
Molecule: messenger RNA, 612 nt
Organism: Pseudomassariella vexata
Lineage: Eukaryota; Fungi; Ascomycota; Sordariomycetes; Amphisphaeriales; Pseudomassariaceae
Product: Sas10/Utp3/C1D family-domain-containing protein
Exons: 2
Coding region: 1-612 (203 amino acids)
Biological process (GO): maturation of 5.8S rRNA; regulation of gene expression
Cellular component (GO): nucleolus; exosome (RNase complex)
Molecular function (GO): RNA binding; DNA binding
Source: RefSeq, a predicted model, not a curated record